AUGACAUUCGAAGAGAAGUUAAAACCAUAUGAAAAGUGGGUAAAGCUUGCCCAAGAAGUCCUUUUAUUCAAGCGUCCAGUCAUCUUUGCAGCCCUUCUUCUCACAGUUUUGGGCUUGUUUGAAUUCGCCAAAUUUGUAGAAGCUGGCUUCUUUGCUUCUGUUUGCCUUGCAAUUUGCGCCCUUUACUUUGCAGUUGUUUUCUACGCAUACUUAGGCUCUAAAGUUGACAAAUUCUUGUUUAGUGAACUUCCAGGAGAUGAUCCAACAGCCUCAAACAGAGUACGCUCAUUAAAGGAACUCGAUGAAUUAUUCGGAAAAUACAUUCCAGCUGACUGCCCAUGCAAGACCUGCUGCUCUCUCUCAAAGAAGGGAACAUUCAUUGCAAUUGGUGUUUCUUUUGCUUUGGCUGUUUUCUUUAAGUUCGUUCCACCGUUUUGGUUCAAUUUAGUUGUAGCUACACUUGCAUUAGCACUUCCAAGCGUUUUAACUCUUCCACCAGUUGCACAGCGCUCAUCGUGCCAUGUAUAG
Molecule: messenger RNA, 528 nt
Organism: Trichomonas vaginalis G3
Lineage: Eukaryota; Parabasalia; Trichomonadida; Trichomonadidae
Exons: 1
Coding region: 1-528 (175 amino acids)
Source: RefSeq, a predicted model, not a curated record